Symbiodinium pilosum is the source of this 1809-nucleotide messenger RNA. The record is from the annotation of a GenBank genome assembly. NCBI's taxonomy places the organism in Eukaryota, Dinophyceae, Suessiales, Symbiodiniaceae.
AUGGGCCAGUGCGGCUGCAGCCGAAGUGAUUCAGCACCAGCUGGCAGAAGCUCCAGAAGAGAUGACUAUGCAGAGUCGGCUUUGCUGAACGAGUCAAGAAGAUUCAUUCUGGAGAGAACCAAAGCCAAACGUGGACCGCAAGGGAUAGAAUUGGGAUGGUUGAACUUCAUGGUCAAGAAGCUGUGGCCAAAACUCAGCAUGGCCUGUACGGCAAUCAUCAAAGAAGAGCUGCAGCCAAAGCUGCAAGCGGCUGUUCCUGCAGUUCUGAGUGGCAUUUAUUUCAAGAAGCUGGACUUUGGGGAUGAGCAUCCUUUGCUUGGCCCAGUGGGUGUUGCACAUGGCAAGCAGAACCAGUAUGAUGGGCUUGAGCUUGACGUAAAGCUGGUCUGGAAGUGCAAUGCUGAGGUGGUCUUGGAAGUCCAAGGCAUUGAGAUUGGCUUGGAGAAGAUUCGCAUCGACGGCACCGUCCGACUGCAACUCCGGCCGCUUCUGCACCAUUUCCCGACCAUGGGAGGUCUUCAGAUCACCAUGAUGUCACCGCCAAACCUCAACUGGAGCUUCCGUGGGCUGCUAGGUGCCCUGCAGCUUGAGGUUCUUUCGCGCGUGAUGCGGCAAGUAGUGGCAGACCAGAUCUCUGAGCUCCUGGUGGUCCCCAAUCUGCUGUUCGUCCACUGGAUGGAAUCCUCUGACGACAUAGACCUGGAAGUCUUGCAAUUUCCGCAUCCUGAGUGCAUCGUGCGUCUAUGUAUCAGAGAGGCUCGAAACCUUAGAGGCUCUGACUGGAACUACUUCGGAUUCAAGGGCACUUCAGAUCCAUAUGUCUCAGUUCACUUGGGCUCACGUCUCUGGCAUACGCCACAGAAAUCACGGACUCGGAACCCCAGGUGGGGAGACGCAGGCUGCCAGGACUUCUUGGUGUACACCCCGAGCCAGUUCGUGAAGGUCGAUGUCUAUGAUGCCGACAUUGGACCAGGUACAGAUGACCACCUUGGCCACGUUGCGGGCCUCAAGGUGGAAGAUUUGCUCAAUUCGCCCAACCAGUGGUGGCCCCUAUCCGGACGCAAAGUCAGAGAGACUCAGUCUGGGGUUGCUGCCGAAGACCCGUCGUAUGGGGAGGUGUACAUCCAGACGCGAUUCUUCGAGCUGAGGAUGCACAGACAGAACAUUCCGCAGCCGAUGGGCAAAGCGGAUGCCGAAGCGUUUGUCUUCAUCGAUUUGCGGAGCUUGCGCGGCUUACAGCAAAAGCAGGCCAACGGAGCAACCAUCACUUUCAAGCUUGAGGGGAACUCUCAUAAGAGUAGAGGUGCCGCAUACAAGGCGACAACCUACGGUUCUGCGCUCACUGCGUCAGCGCAGAGACUUGUGGAACACCUCCAGAACUCCCAGGGCAAGUCUGUUGACGAAAUAAUGAAGAUUUCUGGUCUCAGCAAGGAGCAGGUCUCCUCAGUGGUUCAAGCUAGACCCUCCUUCACCACGCGAUGGCACCAGCCCUUUUCCUUGCCAAUCAGAGAUUUGGACAACGCGCGGUUGGACAUCUCGCUUGGGAUUCGCCGUCCCUACCACAAGGUUCUGGCAGUGCUCAAGAGGCCCAUUCGCCUCAAGGAGCUGGUGGACAAUGGUAAGUGGCAGCUGGACAAAGCGCUUGUCCUGGAGCCGGAUGGCAAGCCCGAAGGUGCCAGUCUGGUGCAUGAGACUCUCGAGCUCAGCUUGCGCAUAACUUUGCGGUGCUUGUCGCUCUCGACGUCUGAACUGCCUUCCGAACCUGGGAGCACCAUUCCUAGUCCUGUCCAGAGCCAGGGUGCCAGCUGA